Messenger RNA from Homalodisca vitripennis (glassy-winged sharpshooter), 764 nucleotides. Its product is annotated as neuroglobin-1-like. Gene Ontology annotation, molecular function: oxygen binding; heme binding. Bases 232 to 747 code for a protein of 171 amino acids. The record is from RefSeq and is a predicted model, not a curated record. The transcript has 4 exons. Lineage: Eukaryota; Metazoa; Arthropoda; Insecta; Hemiptera; Cicadellidae.
AUCAGCUGGUUUAUUACUUAGUAUUGUGAUAAAUCUUGUGUUUACAAACAAUAGGACAUAUCACCAAAUCAAAAACGUAGCACUGACUGUAAUAGAUAUCAAAGUCAGAAUUUUUAAUUCAGUAAUAAAUGACAGACUAACAAGUAUGAUAUGUAUAACUCUGUGAGAAAUAUAAUAUAUACACAACACUAGCUGCACACAUUUUUGUCGACUUCAAGAUGGAAUAAUACAAUGGCUGAAGGGACAUCUGGUAUGAAACUAUCCUCCAUUAGAAGAAUUAGAAGAGUAACAGAAAGAGAAAAGGAGUGUGCAAAGAUCGCGUGGAAAGAGGUGGAAAAGGAUUACUCGACCUAUGGACGAAAUGUGUUUAUUAGAUUGUUUGAACAGCAUCCAGAGAUCAAGAACUAUUUUCUCGGAAUGUUGGGAAAAAAUGAAGACCUUUUCUCAAGUCCGAAAUUCCAAGAGCACAUGCUCCAAAUUUUAAUUCCAACGCUGAGUGGGUUGAUUUUAAACUGGGACUCUUCGGAAGGAAUUCUUGAAGCUAUUCGCUUGCUCGCUAUUUAUCACAAGAAAAAUGUUACAACUCUACGUGAAGACCAUGUUCUUAUGUUAGCACAAGUCAUCUUGUUCGUGCUCAAAAGAGACCUGGGAUCUAGUUACACGGAAGACCAGGAAAAAGCUGUAGAAAAGAUGAUAUUAAUUAUUUUUGAAGAGUUUAACAAUUUCUUUUUAGGUAGAUCUUGGUGAAUAAAAGUCUAAACCAA